Molecule: messenger RNA, 1593 nt
Organism: Hirsutella rhossiliensis
Lineage: Eukaryota; Fungi; Ascomycota; Sordariomycetes; Hypocreales; Ophiocordycipitaceae
Product: U3 small nucleolar RNA-associated protein 15
Exons: 1
Coding region: 1-1593 (530 amino acids)
Biological process (GO): positive regulation of transcription by RNA polymerase I; rRNA processing
Cellular component (GO): nucleolus
Molecular function (GO): protein binding
Source: RefSeq, a predicted model, not a curated record
AUGGCCGCUCCCGUGGGGCCGCUCCCACAGCUCAGGCUGCCGUCGGGCCCGUCGCCAACGACGGCGGAGCAGCGGUACUGGAAGACGUUCAAGAACCAGGUGCUGGUGCCGUCGGCAACGGGCUACGCGGCGACGCACCUGUCGUGCGCGGGCGACGUCUUCGCCGUGACGACGGGCACGCGCGUGCACCUCUACUCGAGCCGGACGCGCAAGCUGGUCAAGACGAUAACGCGCUUCGGCGACGUGGCGCGCUGCGGCGAGGUGCGCCGCGACGCAAAGGUGCUCGUCGCCGGCGACGACGGCGGGCGCAUGCAGGUGUUUGACGUGGGCUCGCGCGCCAUCCUGCGCACCUGGACGCAGCACCGCCUGCCCGUGUGGACGACGAGGUGGUCGCCGACGACGCCGACGACGCUGCUCAGUGCCAGCGACGACAAGACGGUCCGCCUGUGGGACCUGCCCGGCGCCGAGCCGACGACGACGCUGUUUGGCCACGCCGACUAUGUCCGCUGCGCGCGCUUCUUGCCGGGCUCCAUGGCCAACAUGGUCGUCUCCGGCAGCUACGACGCCACGGUGCGCCUGUGGGAUCCGCGCAUCGCCGGCGCCGCCGGCGCCGUCAUGACCUUCAAGCACGCCGCCCCCGUCGAGGACGUGCUCCCCCUGCCCUCGGGCACCACGCUGCUGGCGGCCGCCGGCAACGCCGUCAGCGUCCUCGACGUCGUCGCCGCCCGGCCCCUGCACCUCAUCAGCAACCACCAAAAGACGGUCACGUCGCUCAGCCUCGCCUCGAGCGGCCGCCGCCUGCUCACCGGCGGCCUCGAGGGCCACGUCAAGGUGUUUGAGACGACGGGCUGGAACGUCGUCCACAGCUCAAAGUACCAGUCCCCCGUGCUGUCCGUCCUCGUCAUCCCCUCGGGCGACGCGCCCGACGCGCCCGACCGCCACCUCGCCGUCGGCAUGCAGUCGGGCGUCCUCAGCGUCCGCACCCGCCUGACGGUGCCCGAGGCGGCGCGCGAGCGCGAGCGCGAGCGCGAGAUGGCGGCCCUGGUGAGCGGCACCGUGGCCGCCCUCGACGCCGCAAAGUCGAAGCGCAAGCGCCGCAUCGAGGCUGCCUCCUGCCUCGACAUGGUGGGCGAGGACACGGACAUGGUCGUCCUGCACGACGCCCGCGACUCCCGCAAGCGCGAGCGCCCCUGGCACAACGACCUCCGCCACGCCCGGUACGCGCGCGCCCUCGACCGCGUCGUCGACCGCUCCGACCCGGACUACGCGCCCCUCGAGGCCCUCUCGCUGCUGCUCAGCCUGCGCCACCGCGGCGCCGUGCGCGACGCCCUCGAGGCCCGCGACGAGCAGACGGUCCUGCCCGUCAUGCGCUGGGUCUGCGCCCACAUCUGCGACCCGCGCUACGUCAGCGUCUGCGUCGAGGUCGCCCUCAACCUGCUCGACCUGUACGCAGAGUACGCCGGCGGCUCCCCCGAGCUGCACGACGGCUUCUGCACCCUCCACCGCCGCGUCAAGCGCGAGGUCGAGGGCGCCCAGGUGGCCUCCCUGACGGGCGGCAUGCUCGACUCCUUGGUCACGAGCACCAUGCAAUAG